GAUGAAGCGUUGCCUGAAGGAUUCAGUCAGCAAUUUGGUGAAGAACAGCAAAAAACUAGAGCAAAGUUUUAUUCUCCUUUGCCACGGUGUGAAACUUCCCAGGUGCCAAACAAUAAAAAAAAGGAAGAUGAUACUGAACGAAAGGUAAACACAGAAAAACAAAAAGAUAUCAGCAUGAAGGAAUGGAUCCUGCAGUAUGCAGAGCAACAGAGUGAUGAGGAGAAAACUGAGUCUGUAAAAAAUUCAGAUGAAGAAAAAUUUGAUCCGAAUGAAAGGUAUUUGCACUUGGCUGGGAAACUUGUGGAAGCAAAAGAACAAGCCAGUUCUUCUAAGCAAGACAAAAACAAGCAAGGACAGAAGGUGGCACAAGAAAAAAUAAAGCGCAUGCAGCAAGAAAUGGCAGUACUGGAAGAACAUCCUGUGUUCAAUCCUGCUAUAAAAGUUUCAAACCAACCUAGUGAAAAGAAAAAGGCACCUGUAUCUCUUGAAGUGGAAGGUGCUUUAAAUUUAAAAAUGCUUGAAAAACCUCAGGCUUCUGAAGAACAAAAAGUGAAAAAAAGAGAACCACAAGACAUCAGGAAUUUUGAUUAUACUACUCGAAGUUGGACUGGGAAAUCACCAAAGCAGUUUUUGAUUGAUUGGUGCAGAAAACAUUAUCCCAAAUCUCCAAACCCUUCUUUUGAAAAAGUUCCAGCAGGGAGGUAUUGGAGGUGUAGGGUGAGAGUUACCAAGUCAGCUGAUGAUACAAUGGUGGUGUGUCCAACAAUCCUAACGGAGGAUAGCAUGCAGGCUCAGCAUCUGGCAGCUACAUUAGCACUUUAUCAUUUAACAAAAGGGCAGUCUGUCCAUCAGUUGCUUCCUCCUACCUACAGAGUUGUUUGGUUAGAAUGGAGUGAUACUGAAAAGAAAAAGGAAGAAGAAAACAAGAUGGAAACCAACAAGCCCCGUGACCAAUUCAUUGCUAAACUGUUAAAUAAACUGAAACAGCAACAGACCCAGCAGCAGUUGGAAAGCCAGCCCAAAGUGUCAGAAGAUGCAGAGGAUUCUUGGGAAAACUUAGUUUCUGAAGAUAACUUUACUGGGCUCUCUCUUGAGAGCCCUGUUACAGAUGACUUGGGUCCAGUGAGGUCCCUCUUUAAAAAAAUGCAGAGUACUCCUAAGUACCAGAGGCUUUUAAAGGAGAGAGAGCAGUUACCUGUAUUUAAAUACAGACAUUCCAUUAUAGAAACCCUUAAAAAGCACCGUGUUGUGGUUGUAGCUGGUGAAACAGGCAGUGGCAAAAGUACCCAAGUUCCACAUUUUUUGCUGGAGGACUUGCUGCAUAAUGAGAGAAGUCUGAAUAAAUGCAAUAUUGUUUGUACCCAACCUCGAAGGAUCUCAGCAGUGAGUUUGGCGACUCGAGUGUGUGAAGAACUGGGCUGUGAAAGUGGACCUGGUGGAAGAAAUUCCCUCUGUGGCUAUCAAAUCCGUAUGGAAUCCCGAACAGGCGAUGCCACUAGACUGCUUUACUGUACAACAGGAGUUCUUCUACGGAAGCUGCAAGAAGAUAUCCUCCUUUCCAAUGUGUCCCAUGUUAUAGUAGAUGAGGUUCAUGAAAGAAGUGUUCAGUCAGAUUUCUUGUUAAUUAUUCUGAGGGAGAUCUUGCACAAGCGAUCAGACCUGCAUCUUAUUUUGAUGAGUGCCACCGUGGACAGUGAGAAAUUCUCCACCUAUUUCACUCAUUGUCCCAUCCUGAGAAUUUCAGGAAGGAGUUAUCCUGUAGAGGUUUUCCAUGUUGAAGAUGUGAUAGAGGAAACGGGUUUUGUUCUGGAGAAAGAUUCUGAAUAUUGUCAGAAAUUUUUGGAGGAAGAGGAAGAAAUGACAAUAAAUGUUACUACUAAAGGAGGAGGAAUUAUAAAAUAUCAGGAAUGUGUCCCGGUCCAGGCUACACAAAGCCUUGAUUUAGGCCCUUAUUACCAAAAGUAUAGCAGUCGAACUCGGCAAGCCAUCUUUUAUAUGAAUCCCUACAAAAUCAACUUUGAUCUAAUUUUAGAAUUACUUGCAUUUUUAGACAGAGCUCCCCAAUUCAAAAAUGUAGAAGGAGCUGUCUUGAUUUUUUUACCAGGCCUUGCUCAUAUUCAACAGUUGUAUGACCUAAUUUCAACUGACAGAAGAUUUGAUCUAAGACAGAGACACCAGUUAAUAGCAUUGCAUUCUGUUCUAUCCACUCAAGAUCAAGCUGCUGCAUUUACACUUCCCCCACUUGGUGUUAGAAAGAUUGUUUUGGCCACCAAUAUUGCUGAGACAGGUAUUACUAUACCUGAUGUUGUUUUUGUAAUCGACACAGGGAGGACAAAAGAAAACAGGUACCAUGAAAGCAGUCAGAUGAGCUCACUGGAAGAGACUUUUGUCAGUAAAGCUAGUGCACUACAACGUCAAGGGAGAGCUGGGCGUGUCAGAGAUGGAUUCUGCUUUCGAAUGUACACCAAAGACAGAUUUGAAAGUUUCCUAGACUACUCCGUUCCAGAAAUACUGCGGGUGCCCUUGGAAGAACUGUGCCUUCACAUCAUGAAAUGUAAUCUUGGCUCUCCUGAAGACUUCCUCUCCAAGGCCUUAGAUCCACCUCAGGCACAAGUAGUUGGUAAUGCCAUGAACCUUCUACGGAAGAUCGGGGCUUGUGAAUUAAGUGAACCAAAGCUUACUCCUUUAGGUCAACAUCUUGCAUCAUUGCCAGUCAAUGUAAAGAUUGGUAAAAUGCUUAUAUUCGGUGCUAUUUUUGGCUGCUUGGAUCCAGUGGCCACUCUUGCUGCUGUAAUGACAGAAAAAUCUCCAUUUAUUACACCAAUUGGAAGAAAAGAUGAAGCAGAUCUUGCAAAAUCUUCUCUGGCAUUGGCAAGUUCAGACCACUUGACAAUUUACAAGGCAUAUCUCGGAUGGAAAAGGGCCCGUCAUGAAGGAGGGUAUCGUGCUGAAAUGACUUACUGCAGGAGAAAUUUCCUCAAUAGAACUUCAUUAUUAACGUUGGAGGAUGUAAAACAAGAGCUAAUCAGGGUGGUCAGAGCGGCAGGCUUUUCAGCACCCUCAUGUCAUCAUGAAGAAACACAUUCCCUCUCACUGCAAGAAAUGAUCCUGCUUAAAGCUGUGCUGACUGCAGGACUGUAUGACAAUGUGGGGAAGAUAUUGUAUACCAAGUCUGUGGAUAUUACUGAGAAGUUGGCAUGCAUGACAGAGACUGCUCAGGGUAAAGCACAAGUGCACCCUUCUUCUGUGAACAGGGAUCUGCAGACCUAUGGGUGGUUGCUGUAUCAAGAAAAGAUUAGGUAUGCCAAGGUGUAUUUGAAAGAGACUACUUUGAUUUCCCCCUUCCCAAUUUUACUAUUUGGUGGAGAUAUAGAAGUCUUGCAUCGUGAACGCCUUUUGUCUGUUGAUGGCUGGAUCCAUUUUCAGGCUCCUGUAAAAAUUGCAGUCAUUUUCAAACAACUGAGAACACUCAUCGAGUCUGUAUUAAAGCAAAAACUUGAAAAUCCUAAAAUGUCACUUGAAGAUGAUAAGAUUUUGAACAUCAUCAAAGAACUGAUAAAAACAGAAAAUACUAUAUGAAGGAAGAAUUGGCUGUGACAAUGGAGUCACAAUAAUCAAAAGAAGAAAAGUACACUUAAAUAAAGAACAUGCUUGCAUAAAAAGAUAUAAUGCCAAACAUCAUGUGGAAACUGUUCAGACUUUGCAUAACUACAUUUUGUAUAUCAUUCUGUGAAUAAUAGGAACACAUUCUAAAAUAGAAAAUAAAUGUGAGUGCCCCAACUUCAAAUGUUCUUAAAUGAUGGCAGCAACUCAGAAGGUUUCAUAUAAACAUGAUGAAUUCAUAGUUUAAUUUCUGUGCAAAGCAUAUCAUAUCUUGACUGAAUUUUCAAGAUCAGAAUUUGAAUUUGUGAAUUAGAUUUAAGUGUUCUUUGGGAAGGCAUAAUGAAGAAGUGGAAGCCUUCCUUUCUUUGCCAAAAUUUGUGCCACAUAAUUAUUCACUAGAUUUUUAUCUACAUCAUGGUAAGUUGAAAUAAUUUAUUUUAAGAAAUUGUGAUAUUUCAGAUAUUAUCUGCAUGACAAGUUUGAGAAAACAAACUACAGAUUAACAUUUCCAGAAGCUGUUAGCUUUGAAGUCCCAAUAAUAACUUAGAACCCAUCUUCUCUUCAAUUGAAAUUCUGUGCCUGAAUUGAGUAUGUACCAAACAUGUAUUUUUAAAGUAGUUAGUAUCAAGAGCAUUAAGGAAUUAGCACAAUUUUCUUCUUUAGAAGAAAAGAAGCAAAGGAAGAAAAGGUAUAAAAAUUACCUUUGUAUAACCCUAAAUCUUAGAGGAAUUUUUCUUAUCCUGAUUCUUCCUCAUUCUAAGCAUACAUUUGUCUUCCUCUAUGUUUUUCCAGCUACUUCUAAAUGUGGAACAGUGUUCAGUCAUCAAUUACCAGCUUUGAAAACUGUAAUCAAGCCAAAUAAAAGUCUUGCACUCAGAA
Varanus komodoensis (Komodo dragon) is the source of this 4482-nucleotide messenger RNA. RefSeq names its product DExH-box helicase 29 (gene DHX29). Gene Ontology annotation, cellular component: intracellular anatomical structure. Gene Ontology annotation, molecular function: RNA binding; ATP binding; RNA helicase activity. The annotation marks the transcript as partial. Lineage: Eukaryota; Metazoa; Chordata; Lepidosauria; Squamata; Varanidae. The transcript is spliced from 24 exons. The record is from RefSeq and is a predicted model, not a curated record. Gene Ontology annotation, biological process: translational initiation.